UCCUCCCUAAAUCUAUAACACUGUACGUUCUCAGACACAGACUGUUAAACUAAAGCAGAUGUUUAAGAGGAUAUACCACAGAAUAUACUGUCCGUUGUAUUGUGUGCAGCUCCUUAAAGUACCAAAGUAUAUUUUAAGGGAGCAAUUAGAAUUAGCCUUUAUAUGGAGCAGUCUGAGGAGAUUUAUGCUAAUGUUGACAGGAAGAGCUGUGGACAGGAGACAGUGAACAGGAGCAUAGAUAAACAACCUGAAUCUCAGAAUACUGAGCCUGAUAGCUCAGGGAAGAGAUCCUCCAGAGUUGCUGCAGUGUGUCUGGGUCUGCUGUGUGUUCUACUGGCUGGGAUCAUAGGCCUGUAUGUCCACUAUGAUGGGGUCUCUAAGAGCUUCUUAGCAUAUAAGACCAACUCAUCUGCAGAGAGAGACCAGCUACAGACCAGCUACAACAACCUGACUAAUGAGAGAGACCAGCUACAGACCAGUUACAACACCCUGACUAAAGAGAGAGACCAGCUACAGACUGAGUUAGAGAUUCUUAACAGGAGGCUUACCAAUCUCAGCUGGCAGAAGUUUGAAUCCAGUUGGUACUUCCUGUCUACCAAGACUAACACCUGGAACGAGAGCAGAGAGGACUGUCUGGAGAGAGGAGCAGACCUGGUGAUCAUAAACAGCGAUAAGGAACAGAGUCUGGAUUGGUCUGACUGA
Messenger RNA from Coregonus clupeaformis (lake whitefish), 702 nucleotides. Its product is annotated as C-type lectin domain family 12 member B-like. The coding region runs from base 163 to 702 and encodes 179 amino acids. Lineage: Eukaryota; Metazoa; Chordata; Actinopteri; Salmoniformes; Salmonidae. The record is from RefSeq and is a predicted model, not a curated record. The transcript has 5 exons.